UACACCUCACUUGGGUUUUGUUUUGUUUUGUUUGUUAGUAUCUGGAGUUGGAGAAGAGGUAGAGCGUGCAUGGGGAGUUGCACCUUGGGAAUGGAAGAUGAACACAUUUCUCUGAAUGUGUAUACGUGUAAAAUGCCGAGUUUUGUCAGCAGAUAUGACGAAGAGACAGUCUGCAAUCCUUCAGAAAUGCUUGAUAAAGUUGAGACAUCAGGCACAGAUUUCAUUCAAGAUGUCAGGGAAACAAAGAUCCAAACAGCAGACGGUGACGGGAUUUUGGAGACGCACACACACAGGGUUACGAGAACGGGUAGUAAAGAAAAUGUUGAGGGAUACAGUUUCAGAAAACCGACUGCAGUGGGUAUUUUGAGGAGGAAUUUCGGGACGACGAGAUCCCCUACGAAUUUCAAAAACAAUUCAGCAGAUGACCAAAAACACCCAGAGGAUGCCAUGGUAGAAAUAGUUUUAAAUGAACGAAUUGAUCAUGUGGACCUUGAAAAGACAAGUGGCAGUGAAACGAAUGUGAAAGAGCAAAUCGCAGAUCACACAGAGGGAUUAACGUCAUCCGAUUUGAAUGAAGUUGAUGUAACAUAUUCUGACGAUAUUUGUGAAAGUAGCAGGGCUGACGACGAUGUCGUACAGUUAAAGGAACAUGUUUACUGUACUGUAUACUGUAUUGCAAACGAUAACUACAGGAAACCAGCUGACAAUACCGGAGAACACCAAUAUAAUGGGGCGAUAACUCCGUCAACAUCAAACGUCAUUACAAAGCCAUCCACAGAUUUGCUGCAGCAGAGCAAUCUGGAAAUGGGCCACCACACCAUUUCCGAUCCAUAUACCCUACCGAACCUGGUUGAUCCUAGAACUCUGAGCAACUUUUACAACGGGGAUUACAAUGAAUCAGUUGUUUUGGCAUGUCGCAUCUGUCUGGACGACACACACAUAAAGCCGUUACUUUGUUGCAAGAAGGCUGUCUGUGAGGAAUGCCUGAAAAUAUACAUCAUUUCACAGGUCAGGGUGGGCAGAGCGGACAUCGUGUGCCCCAUCACAGAGUGCAGUGGUUACCUGGAGGAGAGCCUGGUGAUGUCCCACCUGGGCAGUGAGGAAGUGGCCAAAUACAAAUACUUCCUGGAGCUGAGCCAGAUUGACUCUAGCACCAAACCCUGUCCCCAGUGCAGCCAGUUCACCUCGCUGAAAGGACACACCCCCAGCAGGGCAGAGCACAAAUACAAGAUCCAGUGCACAAAGUGCCAGUUUGUGUGGUGCUUCAAAUGCCACGCCCCCUGGCACGAGGGCCUGAAGUGCCGGGACUACAGGAAAGGGGACAAGCUGCUGCGUCAUUGGGCCAGCAUCAUCGAGCACGGCCAGAGGAACGCCCAGAAGUGCCCCCACUGCAAGAUCCACAUUCAGAGGACGGAGGGCUGCGAUCACAUGAACUGCACCCAGUGCAGCACCAACUUCUGCUACCGCUGUGGGGAGAAGUACCGCCACUUGCGAUUCUUCGGGGAUCACACAUCCAACCUCAGCGUGUUCGGCUGCAAGUACCGCUACCUUCCCGAGAAGCCCCACCUCCGCCGGCUGGUCCGGGGGUCUGUGUGUGCGAGUAAAGUGGUGGUGGCCCCUGUUGUCAUAGUCCUGGUGGUGGUUGUCGGAGCAGUAUCCAUGGUCAUAGGACUCGUGGCUUUUCCUAUCUUCUACAUCUGUAAGAAGAGACGGCAGCGCACCCAGGGUACUGGCCGUUGGCACUGAGCUGAGCACCAUGGCAGUGUGGUCAGGACCCUGCUCCAGAUACGAAGCCCAG
Molecule: messenger RNA, 1798 nt
Organism: Oncorhynchus gorbuscha (pink salmon)
Lineage: Eukaryota; Metazoa; Chordata; Actinopteri; Salmoniformes; Salmonidae
Product: E3 ubiquitin-protein ligase RNF217-like
Exons: 6
Coding region: 70-1746 (558 amino acids)
Biological process (GO): positive regulation of proteasomal ubiquitin-dependent protein catabolic process; protein polyubiquitination; ubiquitin-dependent protein catabolic process
Cellular component (GO): ubiquitin ligase complex; cytoplasm
Molecular function (GO): ubiquitin conjugating enzyme binding; zinc ion binding; ubiquitin protein ligase activity
Source: RefSeq, a predicted model, not a curated record